GCGAAAUACCUCAGCCUUAAGAAAGUGGCAAAUUAAAUUGAGAAAUGGAGAGGCAGAGGACUUGUUCUCUUUUCAUUUACGGAUUUGUCUUAACCACAGUUCUCUAUUUCAUCCCGGUUAGCCUUGCCGCAAGAUUAUUAUAUUCUCCUCCUCAAAACUCUCCUGUCGGGGAAGCUGAUGAGCACGGCCAAAGUAAAAGCGGCGCAAAACCUAGUAUAUCGGAUCAUAGUGGUUCCGCCAUUGGUGAGUCUCCGCCUUCUGUGCCACCUCCGCCUUCUAUAUCGGUUUCUGAGGCAACUCGCAAUGGGACUAAGCCCGUCUUUUCAUGUGGCAGAGGUAGACCAUAUGCUUCUUGUUUGCCUCAGAGACCGACAAGUAGUCCAAGAGAACCAGUUGGAUUUUAUAAUAGGGGAGCGUCACCGUGAUUCCUUAAUUAAUUAACCAGGCAGGCAAUCUGCUUCAAGGUCCGAAGCAAAAGGUUUUGUUAUUAUUUAUUACGCAAUAAUCAUGGAUCCAGCUAUCAUUUGAAAUCUCA
Messenger RNA from Mangifera indica (mango), 535 nucleotides. RefSeq lists its product as uncharacterized. The transcript has 2 exons. The coding region runs from base 45 to 425 and encodes 126 amino acids. The record is from RefSeq and is a predicted model, not a curated record. Lineage: Eukaryota; Viridiplantae; Streptophyta; Magnoliopsida; Sapindales; Anacardiaceae.